CAUUUACUUAAUGAUGCCACCACCUCUUUAGAUCACCUUUGUAUUGCCUCCACACUCCACACACCACGCACGACGCCUCCCACACCUCGCACAGCUCCUCCCACAACAUUCUCGGCUCCUCUUUCCUCUUUAUCAUCCGUCGAACCUCUCGUUCUUCCACCUUCGACCAUCGACCAUCAAUAUAGCCAUAAAGCAAACAACCCACACCCACCACCCACAGUACCGGUAGUAACUUCAUCGUCGUAAAGUACGGGUAACAAUUCAGUCAACGCUACCCGGUUGCUUUUGCAGUGUUAAUCGUUCACUUCGACGUCCACACCUCUGGCUGCACUGGCCACCGCUCAUUUGGUUGGCCACAAACUACCAAAUUGGCUAUUAAUAGUUCAAGAUGACUACUUCCAAUACCGGUGAAGAUGAGGAGAUUGCUAGGCUGAACCAAUAUCUUGAACAGUUGAUGAGAUUCGAUGUUGUCAAGGAAGGAACCGUGCAAUCCGUUCCUGGAGUCCACAGUUUUGAUGUGCCCGACAAAACAGAUUGUGUUGAAAAAUCCAAAUAUAUCCACGUUGACAAUAAGACAAAGGACUUUGAAUUGGGCGACAAAUUGUCUGCUGUACAGCCCAUCUCCCCUCCCAAUGAAUAUUCACCUGCUCAAGUCUCAGAAGACCAAAGAAUCAACACGUUGAUUCCAACUACAAUCAACAGUGUAUCAGGCAAUCAGAGCCCAGAGAACAGUGACCACAGACCACUCAGACACCAAGGAAGCAUUGAUGAAUUACGCAGCAUCCAGCCUGCUCUCCUUCAAAGGAACCACAAUGUUGACUUGACGUCCCAAUCAGGAGCCGGUGCAUAUGCCAUUUCAAACCCACUCUUUCGACCUCAUGACACCACUGCGGAAUCCAGGCCCAUAACUGAUACACCACAGGACGUGGAAAAUUCUCCUGCUCUAGUUCGGUUUGAAAACUCUGUGGACAGCUUGGUGGAGGCACAUCUGGUCGAGGAAAGCCAGACUGAAAUUGUCCAUGCCGAAAAGAUGCCAACCGCACCAACAUGGAUGAACCGAAGAAGCCGGCUCAUGCUGUUAAUCGCAGUACUGAUAAUUGUAAGUCUUCUUGUAGUCCUUGGCAUCACAAUAAGGGGAGAUGCAGAAGAUGAACCAAGCAAGUUAGACACAGAAACUACUUCCAACAUCCGAAAUCAAGGCAAUGAAAGCUCAAUGGCAAGCAAUGGCACUAUCACAAUCAGUGGGAGUGGGAGUGGGAGCACCAGCAAAAACAGAACUGAACGGUGUAUCAGGACUACAGAAGAACUCUACCAAACCAUCACUAAAUACUGGGAAGACACAAGCCCAAACUCAAGUGUAUCGAUUGUGUAUGGCUGGCCGAUGCGCAAGUGGUGUGGCAUAUCCAACAUUACCAUUUUUGAUCAUCUCUUCAAAGUGAGCCAACAGAGGAUUGACUAUGAUUCCAUCAUGCCUGCUAACUUGACUGGCGAAGCUGUGAUUACAGCUUCCAAUAUGGUAGAGGACAUCGGGUCCUGGGACAUGAGGAGUGCUCAAAGAAUCGAGUCCAUGUUUGAGGGGUUGCAGAAUGUAUCUGCUAGCUGGGGAAUCCAGAAAUGGGAUACCAACAGUCUUGUCAGCAUGAAAGGGGUCUUCAAGAAUACGUCAUGGACCCGUCCAAUGCUAAACUUGAGCUCUUGGAACACCUCCAAGGUCCAAACCAUGGCCCAAUUGUUCCUGGAUUCAAAUGUCCAACUUCCAGGAAUUGCACACUGGGAUACUUCAAGACUACAAACCAUGUUCCGAUUUGCAGAUGGCAACCCAUACUUCAAUGAAGAUUUGAGCAAAUGGAACACUGGAUCUGUCACAACAAUGCAGAAGGCUUUCAGGCGCUGCACUAGCUUUAACCAAGACUUGAGUGGCUGGAAUACCAGGUCACUGGAGCAGCUGACCAUGGCAUUCUGGGGAGCUACAAUUUUUCACAGCAACAUUGGCCAAUGGGAUGUUUCAAAUGUUGGGACUCUCUAUGGAACUUUCAAAGAAUCCAACUUCAACAAUGACAUCACCACCUGGCAUGUGGCUAAGGUCACUGACAUGCAGCAGACAUUCCAGCACAACAAAGCCUUUAAUCAAGACAUUUCAGCCUGGAAUGUGUCACGGGUUACAGCUUUGAACUGGGCCUUUAAUGGGGCGUCCUCAUUCUCUCAAGAUUUAUGUGCUUGGCGAUUCAGCCUUCCAACAGGCAUUCCAACCAAGAACAUCUUUCAAGAUAGUGGAUGUCCAAAUACUUCUGAUCCUGUCAGCAUUGAGGAAGGGCCAUUCUGCUUCAACUGCAACUAAGAGAAGACAUUUGGAUUGUGAUCUCUUGCUAUAGGCAAUCAGAUCACACCUCCUGCCCUUUUGAACGAGACUAGCAGAAUGCACUAGAAGCUGCCUAUAGAGGCUUAGUAUUGAACCUUGUUCUUCUGCUGUGGUAGAAUAUUACGUCAUCAUUCUCCUGGGAAGAGCUCUUCGAUACGGUACCGGUACUCCAGCUGCUACAGGGAGUGCUCAAGGCUUCGAGUACUGUAUAGCUUUUGAAGUAACUACGGCUUUGUGAGACUUCGAGAAAUGCCUGUAACACUCACCAACCUGCACUGCCAUAGUUCGUAGUACCAGGUAGCAUAACUUGCUGAAUGACUAUAAAACCUCUGAAUAUCCGAAA
Messenger RNA from Seminavis robusta, 2702 nucleotides. Lineage: Eukaryota; Bacillariophyta; Bacillariophyceae; Naviculales; Naviculaceae. The record is from the annotation of a GenBank genome assembly.